Messenger RNA from Solanum verrucosum, 2218 nucleotides. Its product is annotated as la-related protein 1C-like. NCBI's taxonomy places the organism in Eukaryota, Viridiplantae, Streptophyta, Magnoliopsida, Solanales, Solanaceae. Bases 321 to 1826 code for a protein of 501 amino acids. The record is from RefSeq and is a predicted model, not a curated record. The transcript has 6 exons. Gene Ontology annotation, molecular function: RNA binding.
GGGUUUUUCACUAGUGCUAAGCAAAGAAGAAAAUAGAGAGAGACACAGAGACGGGUUCUCUCUGGACUGAUCGGCAAAACCAUCGUUAGUUGCUUAGUUUAUACUCUCCUCUAACCUUUUACUUUCCGUUUAUCGAUUUCUCUCAUGUCAUUCUAAUGCUUAAUCAGUAGAAAAUUUUGAUCGAUUUGAUAUAUGUAUUGUUUAUUUCUUCUUUAAGAAUAGUCAAUCAGCGGAUUUUCAAGUAUAGAUACACUAAUUCGAGAUUAAUUAGGGACAUCACUUUUGAAAGUUUUUGAUUCCGAUAACAAACCCUAGUUUUAAUGGCUACAUCUACUAUUAACCAUCAUUCUCACUGGAAUACUACCGCUGACACUGCUCCACAGCAGUCUAACCGAUCAGAAGCAGCCGCGCGUGGCGUUUACUCGCCCUGGGCUCAGAUUGGUCAAUCAGAAUCUAAUAUACAAGUAGUUCACUUCUCUGAUUGUUCGCUUUCUGAACAAGUGGACGGUUGUGCGUUUGAGAGUGACACUAACAGCAAUGGGGCUAAAAAGACGGUUUGGAAUAAACCCUCAAAUGGUGCAGCUGAUGUUAGUCCUGUUAUGGGUGCUCUCUCUUGGCCUGCUCUCUCUGACUCUACCAAGGCUUCAUUUAAAUCGUCUUCUUCUUCUGAUUCACUCAGAACUCUGUCCAAUGGAUCAGUUUCUGAAACACAGGUCACUGGGAUGGCAUCAGCUUCUCAUAGGCAAGCUAAUACUAACAAUGCAAACCCUAAUACAAUGCUGAACCAUGUUGUACCCAGCCGCCAAAGGUCUAUGAAGCGCGGCGGUGGUAACUCAAACCAUAAUGCAUCAGCAAAUGGCGUCUUUUCUCAGCAACAGGCACAUGGUUUUGAGGUGGAAACAGUCAAUAAUUCUGGAAAGUCAGGUAAUUAUGGUACUGAGUUUUCUUCAAGGGAUAGCAAUCGUAGAGAUGGUGGACAAUGGGGGGGAUUUGGAGCUCAAUCACAUGGUGGAAAUGACCACCAACAUCAACGAAAUGCAAAUAGGAGAGGCAAUGUUGGUUCACACCCCCGUGGAGAUGGCACGUAUCAUAAUGGUUAUGGGGGUAGGCGUGAUCAGGAACGGCAAAAUCAGGAUUGGAAACCCCACAGAGGUUGGGGGAAUAGGGAUGCACACAUGCAGCCUCAGAGAGGUCCAGCUAGGCCAUUCAUGGGGGCCCCACCUCAUACGUCUCCACCUUAUAUGCCUGGGCCCAUGCGUGUGCAGCCCUAUCAACCUCCCAUGGUUUACUCUGAAGUUCCACCUGUAUUUUAUUUUCCAGGUCCAUUCCCUGAUCCACUCAGAAUGCCUAUGCUUUCUCCUGUGCCACCUGUCUUCGUUCAUGUACCAGAUACCCAGUUGCAAAUUAGAAUAGUGAACCAGAUGGAUUAUUAUUUCAGUAAUGAGAAUUUGAUUAAGGACACAUUCUUGCGACAGAACAUGGAUGAAAAUGGAUGGGUUCCGGUUACACUAAUAGCAGGCUUCAAGAAAGUAAUGGAGUUGACAGAUAAUAUACAACUAAUCCUGAAUGCUGUGAGGUCCUCUACUGUUGUAGAAGUGCAGGGUGAAAAGUUAAGGCGAAGAAAUGACUGGUUUCAUUGGCUCAUGCCGCCAUCAGUUCAGAAUUCAACCGUGUCAAGUCCUCAAUCUCUACCAAAGUCUACUUCUGAUUUACUUGUAGAAAAUCUCCAACGUGUUGCAUUUGAUGAUAAGACUGUAACACAUGGAAAUGUCGAAGCACGUCUUAGUAGAUCAUCAUCUGCUGAAUUAAAUACUCCAUCUAACUAGUGUGGCAAUAAGAUGGCUGGACAACCUGGUGCUCAACAUUCACAUCCAAUGCCCAGUUCCAGUUGUAAAUCCAAGUUAAAAGAGUUAACUUUUAUGUCGACCAGGGGUUGGAAGCUAUUGUGCUUCUUCGUGCAAUCAAUGAGUUUAGUCUUUACAUUUGGUGAUGGCAACGACGUCUCAUGAAGGAAAAAGACGGGGAAUAAAAGAGAAGAAACAGAAUUGGGAAUAGAAUUAUAAUGACUUUUAAGCAAGCUUGUAGCUUGAUUUUGUUGGGAUGUAUAUCUUGUUUUGUUUGGGAUUUAGUAUUUUGUUUUCCUUUUAUGUUAUGUUUUUCCUCUGUCAUGGUUAUUUAUUAUACAGGUAGGGGGAAUUUUGCAUUCUACUUCCCCAUG